AUGAUCCGACUGUGCUUCGGCCUUCUUCUGGCGCCUGCCCACGCUGCCUUCUGCCCGAAGGGCUUCGGCCUCGGAUCUUUUCCAAAGGAAUACAAGAUCCCCGCCUGGCCAAACGACCUGUCCUGGGAACAGAGCGCGCAGCUCCGAACCAUUGCGCUUGAUGGCUUCAAGCGUGAGAGCCUUAACGAGGAGUAUCUGGAAGGUCCAAAUGCAGAGUUCCAGAUGCAGGGUCGUGAGACAUACUGGCAAGCAUCGGGCCAGUACUUCAUGUACUACUGCCAGCGCUUUCGAAAGUGGCGAAUAGCCGAGAUCAGUGCCUUCAGUCAGAACAUGGCCGGCGAUUGCUACGCUUUUGUGUCAGAUGCCCAUCCCAACCGGGACAUCCAGAACGUUUCGCUGCUGAAAGGGUUCAUCGAAGUGGAGAACGGCCAGUGGGUCAACCGGGAGGACGCCGGCGUGUCAAAACUCGGCCGCCUGGGCGACCAGCUCGACGAGGCUGAGGCUGAGGAGGCCCAGGUUCUUCUGUUGGCCGCCUCGCACUUUCCACAGGCAGAGGAGGCUUGCGAUGCGACGCUGGAGCAGCCCGAGGACGGCGAGACCUCGAAAUGCCCUGUGAUGCCAGUGGUGCGCAAAGCCAGGGACAAGGUGGUUCAGGCAGCAAAAGAAGCUGGAAAGUGGGCCAGGAGGCUUUUCCCCAACUACCUGGGAGCACCAGAUGAGGAGGACAUAGCCCCCGAAAAGCAAAACCCGCUCUUUGCUGGAGAUGUACCUGCAAAGGGCGGCUGCAACUUACAGACUUUGGACGGCUGCAGCUUCAAGGAGCAGUUCUUCAUCGAGAAGCAGCGGAAUUCUUCAGAAGACCAGCGAAAAAGCGAGCUGCAGCGUCUUGCCCGGAUGCAAGACGUUGUCAUGAAGCCAGACCAGAAGGAUUGGCUGAUGACCCGGGUUCGAAUUCUACAAGAGCUCACCGCCAAGGAUGCCUAA
Molecule: messenger RNA, 984 nt
Organism: Symbiodinium sp. CCMP2592
Lineage: Eukaryota; Dinophyceae; Suessiales; Symbiodiniaceae
Source: the annotation of a GenBank genome assembly